AUGGCAGAAUCAAAUAAUCAAGAGAAUAAACAAGAUCUAACUCAAGAUGAAGCUUUAAAAUUAUAUACAAAUACUUUAAAUUUCAAUGUUAUAAGUCGUUAUGAUCCAAAUAUUAAGCAAUUAUUAUGCCAUACAUCUCAUUGUGUAAUAUAUCAUUAUAAUGAAGAAGAAGAAUGGAUUAAAACUGAUUCAUCUGGUCCUUUAGCUUUAUAUGUUAGAGAUUUUAAAAUACAGUCACAACCAAAAGCUUCAUAUCAUGAUUUACAAGAAUUAUUUUGUUAUGGUUUAAUAUUAAUGAAUAGGUCACAACCUGAAUGUUUUUCAUUGGGGUUAUUACCAAAUAAAAUAAGUAAACAUUAUUUCCCUAAGGGAGUUAAUUCAUCAAAUGUACUGGAAAUGGAAGUUGAAUUAAAUGACAGUUUAAUAAUUGUUAAAAAUCUAUUAGGUGAAAUAUAUGGAUUAUGGAUAUUUAACAAAGAAGAUAGAAUUAAACUAUUCAAAUCUAUAGAGUUUUGUAUAAAUAGUGAAUCAAAUAUGAUAUAA
Molecule: messenger RNA, 543 nt
Organism: Insectozyma verbasci
Lineage: Eukaryota; Fungi; Ascomycota; Pichiomycetes; Serinales; Debaryomycetaceae
Source: the annotation of a GenBank genome assembly